Molecule: messenger RNA, 7214 nt
Organism: Anopheles maculipalpis
Lineage: Eukaryota; Metazoa; Arthropoda; Insecta; Diptera; Culicidae
Exons: 12
Coding region: 33-7214 (2393 amino acids)
Source: RefSeq, a predicted model, not a curated record
UGUGCGUGAAAUUCAAACUGUAAGCAGCAGUAAUGGCAACGAUUACGACAAUUACGAAAAGUGGUCCCGGUCCGGCGCCCGCCGUUCCCACGACGGCACAGUUCAAGAGCCAUGUCUACUCGAAGUACCGCGAGCUGCUCGGCUCGUACAAUGACAAGGCGAACGAAAUACUGCAGACGUAUCCCGCGUACCGUGUCCGGGAGGAUGCGGGAUUUGCCCUCGGUGGGGACACCUACGGUGGACCCCCGCAGUCGACGAUCGGCAAUUCGGCACGUCGGUUACAGGCACAGCUACCGGCAGAACCACCGGCCUGCGUACAGAAUGCCAUGAUGCGGCGGGAUAAGCAACCAUUCACCUACACACCGGGCGGUAUCGAUCUGUCCCAGAUCAAGUCGCCUCGCAUGGCGAAACGAAUAUCCAGAAACGCCAACUCGGAAGGUGUCACCGGUCAGCCCAAAGUGUCUCCAUUGGCACAGAACAAUGGUUCCAGUCACAACGGCAACGGCACCAGCAAUGGAGGGCAGAGUUCCGUGUCACCGGCCGCAACGCUCGGUGCAGCAGCUAUGGGUAUGCCCUUUCAGGUAUUUCCUACAGGACCUCCGGCACCGCCACCACCUCCACCACCAACCGGUCGAGUAGUGCCGGCGAACGGUGGUAACAGAUCGAUUCCUCCGCCGCCUCCUCCGCCCGGUCCGGGACCUUCGCAACCCAAGGCAAGUAGCUCGGAUGCUCGGAAAUCCCCCAGACCACAGAGCUUCGAACCACCGCCGAUGGGUAUGCGGCCUGAAAUAAGGAUUCCCACGAAUCCGAUGGCAGGCCUGCGCAAGGCGCCCAGACCGCAACCCAAAAAUGACUUUUGGAUUGAGGAGUACCGGCGGGAGAAGCAGCAGGAUGCACCGCAAAUUCCCCGACCUGUGCCACCCAGCUACAGCUACACGAACAGAGAUCUAGACGACGAAGUUGCUAAGAACACAUUCAAUCGCACAGACGAGCUCACUGUACGUGGUGAUCCAUUGGCACAGCAGAAACGAUCACCAAGCCCAUCCAAUCUAACUAUACCGCUCGAGAACGGUUCUCGCGGAUCAUCGUCGAUCAAAACCCCGCCCGUGUACGGACAGAGUCCGGUACCGGCAAACCUUCCACCACCGAUCACACCGACUAAAGUGUCCCCUAGCACGCAACCAUCGCCAACCACCAAAGAUACCCCACUACCGCCACCACCACCCCCACCAGUGCGCCCCAAACCAUCACUCUCGCCUGUGUCCACGAAUCAGUCCACUAACAGCACCACACUACAGUCGGGCGGAAGCGCUGGCAAGGAUCAAACCGGCGCAGGCGUCAAGAACACGACCUCGGGUGGGUUUGGUCCAGUUGCUCAACCACCUCCACCACCACCCCUACCCUCCACAGCACACAAAGACUCACAGUCGUCCGCCUCGUACGGUAUGUCUCCAUCCGCUUCAUCCACCUCAUCCACUACCGGUCCCACAUCAUCCGGCUCGCCAUCAUCACCGUCGGCCAAACCGACGAGCACACAGAGACCCGCCGCUCAGGCCCUUGGAUCACUCUAUAUACCGCCGAUACACGAGGUGUUUGCCAAUAGUAAGCAAAGUCUCUUAACCCAAGCGAGUCCACCAUGGAUGUCGUCGCGGCACAAUAGCCUGAAGGAGCAGCCCGAAUGGGUGCACAAGGACGAGCUAGAUUCGGCCACAGCGAACAGUAACGGUAGUGCCGGCGGUCAGCCACAGUCAAACGAACGACAGUCACCGCAGUCACAGCUGCACGAGCAGCACAAACCACAAACAUCAGUGUCGCAGAGGGCGCCGAGCGCCCCGAAGGAGAGUGUUCCGUCCACUACUAAAACCGUUGAUUCUAUCGUCACAGCACCGACACCCGUGUCGGCUAGACCGUCGCCGUCCGGGCCGUCGCAACAGCUCACACAGACCAACAUCAGACCAGCGGCGGCCGAUGUGUCCGUCCCGGUUCACCAACCGUCUACUCCGGUGCAGUCGGCUCAGCAACAGCAUUACGCCCAGCAGGGCGGCCAACAAGCGGCCCGGUCGACAGGGCCCCCGGUGGCCGUAGUGUCGCAGUCCACGGUUACGAUGCCCGUUAACCGUGGCUAUCCACAGCAAGCUCCAGUGUACGCACAGGCUCAACCUGCGUACUCGACGCAGUCGCCGGCAGGACCACAGAAGGAACGUAUUAUACCGAUACAGAUUGAAAAGUCUCCGGUGCAAGCACCAGCUACGGUUCCGAACUUUGCACCACCGCCCUACUACAGCCCCAACGCACAGUACGGUCCGGCCAGUGGCAACAGCAGCAUGCAGUCUCCACUUUCAGUUGGAUUUGCGACACCGCACAGUGGAUUCACGACACCGACGGCCAUGUUUACCAACCCGAACCAUUUCGUGAACCAAGGCUACAACAACAUCAGCUACCCACCGACACCGACCGGGCAACCGCAGCCACAUCCACUGUACCAACAUCAUCAGCACUAUGUCCCACCACAAACGCCUCCCGUACUUCACCACCCGAUGCAUCCACCUCAGCAGCCUCAGCAGCAGCGAACGCCGACUCAGCAACAAUCAAAUGUGACCAACGUGCGCAUCGUACCGAUCAAGGUGGAGGGAGGCGAACACACUGUGCGUGGACCACUGUCCAACACUCCGGCCAUCAUUCAGAGUGGUGAACGUAGCUACGUCAUACACGAUAUCCCGCUAGAAGCUAAGCUUCGCUUUCUUAAAAAUAGACUCAGCGAUCCUCGAAGCAGCAGCAACACUCAAUCAUGGAAUGGCAACAGUGCACCGAAUCAGUCUCGUUCGUUCCGAGUGCUGCAGCAAAUCACGGACACGCUGGAUGAGGCGGAGGCCGAAAAGAAUGCAAAGGAUCAAACCAGUGGCAGCAGCAGCCAGUCAGCCGCUACCGAUCCGACCGACGGCAACGGCAAACAGCAGCAGUCGUACGGACGUUCAGCCGGUCCAACAAACGCGGCUCAGCAGCAAGAUAUGGCAGAAGGACAGCUGCGUCGAUUACAGCUCAGCAACGAAGAUAAGGCUCUGAUGAAUAGAGUAAAAAAUCAAGUUGACGGAGAAGUUUAUCUCCAUAACGAAGAAGAUCCUCGUUACCGCGGUGCCGCCAUACCGUCCAAAGCGUUCAGGUAUCUGCAGAACAUGACCGACAGUGGUCAAGCUGCGAACCAAAGCAACAACGGCUCUGGAAAUCGUACCCAACAAAUGUUCAACCGCGGUAACUACAACGACUCAGAUGGAGAUACACAACAACAGCAGUAUGUGCCACCGAGCGAACAAAAGGUGGAAGAACCAAAGAAGUACACCGGCGGUUCCAUCCCGAGCCGUUCGUUCAAGAUGCUCCAGGCAAUGACGGACGCACCAGCCGAUCCAAAUUCCUCCGACAGUGAGGGUCCUAGUGUAAAGCUGCCUCACGGCAGUGGCACAGACAUUCGAUAUUCCCCGUACCCCUUUCCCCCGCAACCCUACUUCUGCUGUCCUAAUCCUAAUUGGCACUAUUACGAUCCCACCACUAACCCUCAGUACUAUCCACCCCAUCAUCCACCACCACCACCACCACCCCAUGCACCCGGGUACUACUAUCCGCCCAUACCUCCACCACCGCCCGGACACUACGAUCGGGGCGGUGGAUAUUACGGUGGGUUUAUGUCUCCGCAUCACUUUUAUUACGCACAAGAACCGUGUUCGCCGUGCACACCGCCACCGUACUAUCAGCUCAGCCAACCGCAGACUGCCUACUGCGAGGCAAUGCCGAGCGAGGCGAUCCACACGUACGUGAUCACAACGCCUCCUCCGCGUAUCGUCGUUACCCCGACGCCGGACGAUUCAUGCUCCGACAGUGAGCUGCAGGCGAUCAAAGAACAGUUGGGCGAGCUGCGCGAUGUGCCCGGCGAGUUUGCCGGGGUUGAACCGAGCGACUACGGGGGUCCGAUCCCUUUGACACGCUCCCAGUCUAGUCUGAAGAGGCUGUCGGAGCGGUUGACUAAUUUUAACAACGGGUUCGGUGAGCCAGAUGGCAUGACCAAAUCCCCGGUGCGUUGUUCGCCGUGCUCGCCACUGAACGAGCGGUAUCGUACGUACGAGGAAAGUACUUCUUCCGUACCUUCGUCUCAGUCUGAGGCUUCAGACUCGGAAGACGAAGGUACGACCAAGUGUAAGCUGGCGAGCAGGAGUCAGGCGCUCCACAAUGGCCACGUCAAUGGAACUUUGUGCAAGGAAAAAACUCCUCCAAAGAAGGAGGACAGAAAUGUCGAUGAUGAUGAUGAUGAGGAAGCUGAGGAUGAAGAAGAGGAAGAGGAGGAGGAAGAAGAAAGUGAGGAUGAGGAAACGGUUGAGUACGGUGCUAAAGAUGUACCACCGGUGGAUGAACAUUUGCCACACCAGCUGAGCGUGAUCUUCGAGGAGGAAAGCAUGUAUGGACAGUCGACCGUAGCGAGCAGGCGGACCAGCGUAUGUAGCAACAGUUCCACGCUGAGCGAUUGCUCGUCUACGCUUGCCAACGAUCUGGACGAUGAAAAGGAUGAGGACGGUCAACCGAGCGGCAAUCGUACCGACGAUGACAUUGACCGUCUCGAUGAUACGGAUAUGGAAAAGUCCCUGGUUUCGGUGCGUCUUCCGCUGAAGCUCUCGUUUAGUAAAUCGCCCAACAAUGAGGAUAUUGCAACGCUGGUCGUUGGAGAGAGUGAAAUUACGGGAUCGAAGGAGAAGUUGACUGGUGGUAGUCGGGCUAAUCAAGCACGCGAGGAAGAUAGCGGCGAUGAGAGUGACACUGAGGAAGAGGAUGAGUCUGAUGAGGGUAGCUCAGGCGAAGAAACUGACACUGAAGGAGAGGAAAAGAAGACGGAAGCUGCCAGUGUUAAAGAAAAUCAGUCAAGCGAUGCAGACACGGAUGUUACGGUUACGAUCACUAUACCAUCGCUUUCGAGUAAGGUUAAACCGAGUGAACGGGAGAGAGUGAGUUGUUCCGAAGCGGCAAAGCAUGAAGCACCGACCAAAGCUCCAUUUAAAAUUGACUAUGAAGAAGCAUCGGAAGUAUCGGUGUCUGUUUCGUUGCCGCUAAAGCCGAAGGGAAAUUCUGCGACCGAUAUUACGAAGCAACCGGAACAGGAUGGACCAUCGGACGAGAAGUUACAGCAUGAAGUUAAUGACACUGAAGCUGGCGGAGAAGAAGAGGAGGAGGUUGAUUUUUGGAGUCAGAUUGGUGAUGAAGACGAUUACCAACGACCGGUGCGAUCGUACUCACGUGACAUGUGGAGCAGUCGAGAGUUUAGUGUUGAUCGGCAGAGCGUGUGGAGUCAGGAUGCGGAGGAAGAUGAGGAAGCGAGCACUACUGGUACGACCGACUUUUGGAGCGCUGAAAACGGUCCCACAGAGGCAUCAGAUCUGUGGAAAUUUGAAAAGCGUAAUUCAUCACCUCCAGUGAGUGGUGAAAAGGGUACAACGGGACGAGAGGACAGCAAGGAUUCGUUGGAAUAUUGGCAGAAGGAAAACGAACGACUAGUGAAGGAUCUGUACGAACGUCGAGCAAGUGAAAUGGGAUGCCAGGCAAUUACGGCAAGUGUUAUCGUAAAGGAUGAAAAUAAUAACAAAACGUGUGUGACACAGGACACUAUGGGUGGGGUACAAACAGAACUGCAGAGCGAUCGUAAGACUGAAGAUCACAGUGAGGAAGAGGCGGAAGAUGGUUCGGAUUCCGAGAGUGAUAAUGAAAGUGAAGAUUAUGAAACGUCCAACACGUCGAAGGAGGAUUCAGAAGCGGAACAGGACGUUGGUGAGGCUUUAGCGAAACAGAUGGAUAGUAAUGACCUACUGAAAAAGCCGAAAGAUGAUUCGAUAUUGCAGCCGGUGAACGGUUCUGCUAAUAGUAAAGGUGCCAGCAUGACGCAAGACGACGCAACUGUUCUAGACAAGUUGGAAAGAGAUAAAAAGCUAUCCGUGAAGGAACGGAUAUCCUUGUUCGAGACGCAGGCUGUAGGUGUUCCUUCGCUGGAGGUGACCCCGAAUGCCCGCGGUACCGUCACCCCUACGACGGGUAACCGUUUAAGGCCUCUAUCCCGUCAGAGGCAGUUCUGCGAAGAGUCCGAGGCGGAAGACGAUUCCGGCGUUACGUCGGACAUGAGCAAACACAUCUCAGAGGUGGAGACGGACUCCGAGUGCUUCCCGGAGAUGCGCAAGAUGACACGGUAUCAACGUGCGGCCACACAUUCCAGGUUAUUUAAGCUUUUGCAGGACGAAAGUAACAACGGUGAUAGCGAGGACGAGGAGGAAGCCAGUGAAGAUAAUAGUAAGGAGCAGGAGCAAAAACGAAGCAGCAUCAAGCACGAUACAGCAAAGCAAAGGGAAGAAACUGCGGUACGUUCGAAGGUGGCCACCACCAGCACGAUCGUGAAUGGCAGUCGCAAGACGCCGGAAGAGUGCGCAAUUGUAGCGAACGGGGCGGAGGUAAGACGCGAUCGACUAACGCUCCCCAUCAGCCAUCAAUCGUCGUCGGGCAACGACAGUCUGUCUUCGUCCACCUCCUCAGCGUCUCCUGUAUCAGGAACUCUGCAGAACGAGAAACUUGCCGAAGAGCUAGUACAAAGUUUAUUGAUGAAAAAGAAGGGACGCUUGUUCCGGAACCUGCCACUGGAGAAGCUGCACGCUGCCGCACUGAAGAUACUGCAGGAAGAUCUAGAAUCGAAUGGCACGAUCAGCUCGACCGAGGACAACAUGGUAACGGUUGAUUCGACGCCGGCACUAACACCACAAGAGUUUAAAAGCGAGUAUCCCACGUCGUACGCCGAUUACUACGACACGUGGUGUAGCGAUGCGGUGCAACCAAACGGUUGCUACUCGGAUACCGGUUCCGACUGUGGGAUGGUAAAGAUGUUCCGCACAGUGCCGGAGCAUCAGCUAGCGCUCGCCAAGAAAGAUUCGCGCAUGAACGCCGGUAACGGUCACUGGUCACCGCGCUGUCCACGGGUAUUUAGUAACAAGAAUGUUCCCCGACUGAUGGGCGUACGGGAGUCGGAAAUUGUGGAGCAAUCGUCUACGCGCGGCUCACGGCCACCAUCUCGGGCAUCCAGCAAUCGAUCGCCGUUCACCGUAAUUACACCGGCUCCCGGGUUGUUUAACGCUGGCAGUCCUAUGGACGACUGUCCGAACCGUGCAACGGGUGCUAACCGUCAGUUUAAACUGCAGUAA